ACAGAAUAGACUGAACAUCUUAUGGGACUUUGUGUUCAAUAGAUUGAAAAAUUUAAUAUUGAGACAAGAAAAUAAAAAAGGAUAUGUUUUUUAUUUAUGUAUUUAUUUAUACUCUGUGGGUAAAGUUGCAAAUGACACAAAUUGGCAAAGGGAUCACGUAACUCCUCGAUCGUGUGACAAAAAUUUAAAUUGCAUAUCUAUUCUAUCCUGUCUCUCGUCGCUGGUAAUACACUAGCGGACUCUGUUAAAAUAAAAUGGGUAACUAAAUUAAAAAGUGUAUGUGUUUUUUUUUUAAAUAAUAAAUAUAUGAAAACUUUGUAUUACAAAAAACAUUAAUUAUAUUAUUAUGUAGUAGAAUAUAAAAAACAAAGGAAAAGUUUAGUGUGAUAUUUAUAAUACAAACUGCGAAUUUAAUCUUUAUAUUGUACUAACUUUUAACGGUUAUUACACCUUAUAUUUACUGUUUUUACAUAUUAACCUUAAUUUCUGUUUUAAAAUAAUGUUACCCAUUGGACCAUAUCAUGACAUAUGUUCAGAAAAUAUUACCAGCAAUUGUACAAACAUAACUGGUUCUAAUAUUACAAAUAAUUGUAAUGAAUCAGAAUCAUUAGAUGAUUUACAGUGUUUUGUAUGUGAUGCAACAAUUCAAGGACGUCAUUAUGCAUUGGCCACAUGUAGAACACAAACUUCAAGAUCUAGAAUAAUAGAAAAGCUUGGAGAGUUAGUUGGUGAAAGAUAUAUGGUAGUAAUAUCAGAAGAUGAUGUAAUCUGUAGAAGUUGUGCCAAUCGUAUUAAUAUGCUUGAUAGACUUGAAGUUGAAAUGAUUACUUUGCGUGAUAAUGUCUUAAGAUUUUUGGAACGAAAGUAUUCUUUGGAAGAAGGAGAACUUCUUGGUGUCAAUGAAAAGCAAAAACGUUCUCAACCACCACAAAUCACAAAAUGUACUUUUCAGCCAAGAGAGAAUUACCAAUACAAAAAACAAAACAUUACUUCACCUUCCUAUAUUUCUGGAAAAACAAAAGAUAAGAAAAGUAACAUUUGGUUGCAAUGUGAUAAGUGCCAAUACACCACCCUUCAUAACUCAUUUAUGGUACAUCAUGUUAGAGACCAUGGUAAACAAAAAGAAUUCUGUGAUAAGUGUGAUACUCAGUUUUUUGGAAGUCAACAGGAAUUUCAUAAUUGUAAUGUGAAAGAAGACUCAAGCAAUCAAAGUAGAAAUCAAAGUGAACAAUCAGAAUUAUGUAUCAAAAAUAUUAAUGAAACUAUAAUGAACAUUCCAAUCUUAGAAAAAGCAAUGCAACCAAAUGAGCCAAUUAUGACCAUUGAUGCAUAUUCAGAGUCACAAAUUUCAAAUCAUAAUGAAAAUAUACCUAUCAUAAGAUUGUCAAAUUCAGAACAUGUACCAAUACAAAAUAUUUUAACUUCUGACAACACUACAACUGGUCAGCCAAUAUAUGUACGUGUUUUGCAACCAGUUGAAAUUAAUGAAACACCAAUACAUUCCGCAAUGCUGGCUAUUUCAAAUUCCAACUCUGAUUUAUCAAUGAAACUUAAAGAUAGUUCAGGAAAGCAGGUUUUGACAUUGACAGAAGAUGGAAGGUUGGAAAUGACAGAAAUGGAAUGUUGGAAUGAUAUACAAUCAUCAGAGCUACAACCCAAUAUAACAUUUCAAUGAUAUAAACUUGUAUAUUUAAUUUGAACACAGUUUUUAUUUACUUAUUUUUAUUAAUGCAACAAAUAACAAUUAUUUAUAACAAAAUAAUAUAUACUUUUUCGUUUAAACCGAGCUUGUACCAGUUUUGAACACGUCAUUUGUCUAUUUUCUUUGAUUCUUGAAUUAAAAUUUUAAUGCCAAAGUCUGGUACUAGUUUCUUCUUUUAAUUUUCGAUUCGUGCUGUUGUUUCAUCGUAGAUAACAUCAGGUGUGCAAUUUAUAUUUGGUACUUAACCAAGCAGGCCGAGUACGCCUGAGAUACCAUCAGCAACACCGUUAACGACAUCAGAACCGAUAUCUGCAGCACCCUUUAUACCAUCUCCAACGGUAUUAACGACACCAUUAGUAAUAUCGGAACCUGUCUUCGCAGCACCGUUUAUUCCGUCUCCAAUACCAUUGACCAAAUUACCAGCAGCAUCAACACCCGUGUUUACAACACUAUUUACACCAUCUCCAAGAUCAUGAACUAAGUUGCCAGCCAAAUCAGAACCUGCCUUCACAACAUUAUUUAAACCAUCUCCAAGACCAUGGACUAUGUUGCCAAGCAAAUUGUUACCGGUAUUCACAAUAUCUUUCAAACCGUCUCCAGCACCGUUAACUAAGUUUCCAAGAAGAUUGUUACCUGUCUGUACAAAAUCUUUUAUGCCAUCUCCAAGACCAUGGCCCAAAUUACCAAGAAGAUCGUGAACAAAGCCAACAACAUUCUUUAUGCCAUCUCCAACAGUGUGUACAACGUCUCCCAAUCCAUUAGCAACAUUGCCUACUAUAUCUUUAACCAGUCCAACCGCGCCUUUCGCGACAUUGUGAAUGCCAUCCACAACACCGCCAAUGAUGUCGUGAACAGUAGAGACAGUACCCUUUACGAGAUCGCCACCAUCAUGUGCAAGGUUAUCAACUAUGUUUUCGGCAUUAUGGACUAAAUCGGCGGCAAUGUUCACAGCAUUUGCCAAAGCCUUCUUUGUCGAAUUUUUUACAUCAUCCAGAAGGUGAUGGUUUGCAUUUGCAAGGCCGGUUAGAACAUUAUGGAUACUGUGCAGAAUGUUGCCAUUUGUAGCCGUCAAGUUGCCAACAAUGUUCUUAGCAUUAUCCUUUGCAUGCUGGAGAGCGUUCUUAAGAUUGUUCUCCAAAUUACCUACAGUGUGGUUAAGCCCCUGAGCAACCUUUUCAACGUUGUCUUUCAAUGCUGCCUUGACUUUGUCGUUACCAUUCUUGGCGUUAGCAAUGUUAUUCUUAACUGCUUGCAAUUGUUGUUGGAUACCAUUUUGUAUGUUACCCACCAAUUUGGAGACAUUAUCUUGGGCAUUCUUGACUUGAUUUUCAAUUGCGUGCGUCACAUUUUGGAGGACUCCCCCAGCUUUCUGAUUUAUUUCUUUGAUUUUCUGUCCAACGGAGUCAAGGAUUUUCCCUACAGAUUGCAGAAUAUUGCCCAAUGUCUUUGUAAGAGAGUCAUUGAUUUUAGAAAUGACAUUUGUAACUCCGUCAACAAUGUGACCAGCUUCUUUUUCAAUUGCUUGCGUAGUAUUCUUCAGAGCUUCACCGACCUGGUUAAUGAUAUUAGAAACCCCAUUCUUAGCAUCACCUACAAUUUUGUUAACUACGUUCUUGACAUCCUCAGCAUCGCUUUUGAUACCGUCUGCGAUCUGUUUAGCUUCCUGUUUAACAUCAUUCACUGCUUCGUUUAAGAUGUUUUUCGCUUUGUUGAUAAUGUUAUUAACGUUUUGUUUGACAGCAUUAAUUUUAUCCUUGAUAAUCUUGCCAACAGAUCCCAUGACUGCUGCGGUUUCAUUCUGUACUUUGCCUACGUCAUUCUUUACUUGUUUUAAAGUGUCAGUAACGUCUUUUCCUGCAUCUUGCGCUAGAUUUGAAGCUGUGUUCUGAGCAUUUUGCAGUGCUUUCUGUGCAUUUGAUUUCACAUUGUUAAAAGCCUUAGCAGUGUUAUUUUUAACAGCAUCUACCGAUUUUAGCAAGUCAUUGUUAGCUUGGUCCAAAGCAUUAGAACCCUUUUGGAUAAGGUCUCCCAAUUUUUGUUGGAGUUCAUUGGCAACUUUGGGGUCUUUCACAACAGCGAUGUCUUUUUUGAUCUGAUCACUCAGUUGAGCCAAACUGUCCUUAGCUUUGCUUAUUUCACUUUGGGCAGUUUUUUUAGCAUUGCCCACAACCUGGGUGGUCGCAUUAUGGAUUUGCUCAAGAGUCUUGUCCAACAAAUUCGCGGCAUUACUCACGAGAUUUUGAGUUUUCUGUUGGAUAUCUUUGGCUUGACCUGUUACAUUGUUUGUAACAUGAGCAGUUUCGUCAGCAAUAUCCUUCAACUGUUUCUGGACAGUUUUUUCGGCGGAGUCGACGAGAUUCUGCAGAUUUGCAAGGAUGUCAUUGGUUUUGUCCUUGAGUUGAGGCGAAGCAUUUUGACCAGAGUUGCUUGGUUUGUUCUGUGAAAAUAAUAUAAUUUAAGCGCUUUUAAAUCUAAACUUUUAUUCAAUUAUAUGCAAUACGUAUUGUUUUGUUAAUAAUUGUAAUAAAAAUCUUCAGAUUUAAUUACAUAAACACGUUAGAAUUAGUAUAUUAUACUUACAACGUCGGAAGAAGAGCCGUCUUGAGCAAGUGGCACAGCCUGCACAUAAUAAUACGUACAUGUAUACAGUAUAAUAAAUGUAAUUGAUAUUUUGUUAGUGAAUAUUAGUUUAAAAUACAAAUGUUGUCUUUUCGCUUGCAAUACAAGACGCUUUUUGCGUGUAGUAUAUUUUCAACUAAAGAAGACAAUUAGUUUAUGCUAAGUAUGGUGUAAUUAUUUGUCAAAAAAGUAUAACUAUAUUAACUUAAAUUUUUAAUACUACAAUUAUUACUUAUUAAUAUAUAACUGAAAAGUUAAGAAUUCAAAUGAGCCGGAAAUAAACCCGCCGCCAUGAUACUUUUUCAAACUGAAGCAACCAUCUUGAUUCUUAUUUGAAAUAUCCUUCUUUUAGUGGACUAUGUAUAUUUUAAAAGAAAAUGAGUAGGGAGAAUAAGAUACACAUACAAAAUAAAACAAAUUACAAAAUAAUUUAUGUGGAAAACGAUGUUAAGAAACAAUUAUAAAGUAAAAGGUAUGUAAAAUUUAAAGUAUAACAUACCAGAACAGCAGCCACUCCAAGGAUGGCGAAGAUUGGUAGGGCUCGGAAGAUCAUUUUCGACUUGUGCUUGCUAUGUCAAGCUCUUGAUGACUACUCGAGAAUGUGUGCUUGAAUUCAAAUUCAUCGGGACUUAU
This is a messenger RNA of Nomia melanderi (Alkali bee), 4954 nucleotides long. RefSeq lists its product as uncharacterized. The record is from RefSeq and is a predicted model, not a curated record. Lineage: Eukaryota; Metazoa; Arthropoda; Insecta; Hymenoptera; Halictidae.